Molecule: messenger RNA, 1408 nt
Organism: Medicago truncatula (barrel medic)
Lineage: Eukaryota; Viridiplantae; Streptophyta; Magnoliopsida; Fabales; Fabaceae
Product: putative receptor-like protein kinase At4g00960
Exons: 5
Coding region: 94-1248 (384 amino acids)
Biological process (GO): protein phosphorylation
Molecular function (GO): ATP binding; protein kinase activity
Source: RefSeq, a predicted model, not a curated record
AUCAUUUCAAAGUACAAACAUGGACAACAAAAAUCGUAUUUCUUUGUCUUUCCUCCACCAAAUCCGCGUUGACUUUUUUCUGUUGACUAUAUCAUGUUCUUCUCCAGGCUAUGUUUCUGCUUGCAGAAGAAGCAUGGCACAGGCUCUGAAGAUGGUGGAGAUGAUGAUGAAGACACGGUGGAUCCUGGUGACUCUGGUAAUUUGUUGUUUGAGUUGAAUACUCUUCAGCUUGCUACUAAUUUCUUCUCUGAGCUUAAUCAACUUGGUCGUGGUGGCUUUGGUCCUGUUUUUAAGGGUUUGAUGCCAAAUGGUGAAGAAGUAGCUAUCAAAAAGCUGUCAAUGGAAUCUAGACAAGGAAUUAGAGAAUUUACCAACGAAGUUAGGCUAUUGCUAAGAAUUCAGCACAAGAAUUUAGUCACUUUACUAGGUUGUUGUGCAGAAGGACCCGAGAAAAUGCUUGUCUACGAGUAUCUACCAAACAAAAGCCUUGACCACUUUCUAUUUGAUAAAAAAAGGUCUUUGGAUUGGAUGACACGGUUUCGAAUAGUUACCGGUAUUGCAAGAGGACUUCUCUACCUGCAUGAAGAGGCCCCGGAAAGAAUUAUUCACAGAGACAUUAAGGCUAGUAACAUAUUGCUUGAUGAGAAAUUAAAUCCAAAAAUUUCAGACUUUGGUUUGGCAAGGCUGUUUCCUGGAGAGGACACUCACGUGCAAACGUUUAGGAUUUCCGGUACACAUGGUUACAUGGCUCCUGAAUAUGCAUUGCGUGGAUAUCUUUCUGUAAAGACUGAUGUUUUCAGUUAUGGAGUCUUGGUGUUGGAAAUAGUUAGCGGGAGAAAAAACCAUGAUCUGAAGCUUGAUGCAGAAAAGGCAGAUCUUCUAAGCUAUGCAUGGAAACUUUAUCAAGGAGGGAAGAUUAUGGAUUUAAUAGACCAAAACAUUGGUAAAUACAAUGGCGAUGAGGCUGCAAUGUGCAUUCAACUAGGUUUAUUAUGCUGUCAAGCAAGUUUAGUAGAAAGACCUGACAUGAAUUCAGUUAAUCUUAUGCUAUCAAGUGAUUCCUUCACUUUGCCAAGACCAAGUAGACCAGGAGUUCAAGGUCGUGUCGGAAAAUGGAAUACAACCACAACUUCUGCUUUGUCCAAUACUAAUGGUAGUACUGCAACAAGAGCUUCAGGUGGUAGUAGUUUUGUAGAAGAUUAUUCUAGAAAUUCUAUCUCUACUUCUUCUUUUGAUGAAGGUAGAUAAAUUUAUUACUACAUUCAGAGUGUAAUCAGCUCUUCAUAUUUAUUUAAAGGUAUAUUCUUUUUGUAAAAUUAUAUUUUCUUCUAGUACGACAUAAAUAAAUAGUUUGAUCUAUAACAAGCUUGUGGAUAGAUAAAUAUAUUCUUUUCAUAGUUAUUAAACA